AUGCAUCUCAAGCAGGAGCCAAACUUCCAUCACAACGAGCUUGAAUCUGCACUCAAGCUUCUCCGCAUCAACAUCCGCCACCGCGGCCCCACCCGCACCCGCCAAGCGCAAGCCAUCAGCGGCGUCCUCUGGACCACCCACGACGUUCCAAGCACAAUGACCCUCGCCCAGCUCUUCAGGCGUCACAUCAAAGGCGGCGUAGUCCCCGAUCAGACAUUUAUUCUCCAGCAGAUCGAUAGGCGCUUUGAGCCCGUUGUUGGAACUAGGGUCUUUGUUUGGAACGAACUCAACAUGACAAAGGUUGCGGAUGCGGGUUGGGUGUUUGACGAUGGGGAGGUCUGGUUAGGGAGCUAUAUCCCAAAUGUUUGA
This is a messenger RNA of Morchella importuna, 369 nucleotides long. RefSeq lists its product as uncharacterized. NCBI's taxonomy places the organism in Eukaryota, Fungi, Ascomycota, Pezizomycetes, Pezizales, Morchellaceae. The record is from RefSeq and is a predicted model, not a curated record. The coding region runs from base 1 to 369 and encodes 122 amino acids. The transcript has a single exon.